Molecule: messenger RNA, 505 nt
Organism: Linum trigynum
Lineage: Eukaryota; Viridiplantae; Streptophyta; Magnoliopsida; Malpighiales; Linaceae
Source: the annotation of a GenBank genome assembly
GUGAAGUCGCACUAUGGUCGUAUAUUUAUUGUACCAGGCCAGGGAUAUUGUUGUGUGAGUUCUGCUAGUUCUCUGAAGUUGUCCGAGCGAGAAAAAAACCCAAGCUUUUUGCUAGUGUGCUAGGGCUUCUGAUGGCGGCGGCGGUAUCGCCGUCCAGGACGCCGGACGUGACUAUGAAGCCCCCAGAUCCUUUAGGAGGUAUCCGGCGACCGGUGAAGGUCUCCUCGUCCCCGAAUAGCAAGCGGGACAAGGAAACUGUCCAACCAAAAAAGAAAGUCUGUGGCCUUCACCUGGAUGCUGAGGACGGCGAGAAGUUUAAUAUGACAGGGGAGGAGACGGUGCGGGAAGCUGAGCUGGAUUGAUGCGUACACGUUUUUUGUGGGCAUCUAGGCCAUUAGCUGUUUUUCUAUUAUUAUUGUUAUUUUGUUUAUUCGGAUAUUUUAUGGUUAUUAUUUCUUGUUAAGGAAGUUAUUGUUUAGGAGUUGGUCUAGGAUUAGUUUACCUU